AUGAAGGAUGUACAUAUCACUUCAAAUCAUACAGCCAGCUUGAAGCAGGACCUCGAUAAUGUCUGGGGCCUCAUUAUACUUGUGAUCGGUCGGGUUUGCUUCCGUCUCCCGCUAGCAAUUCGCAGUCGAUCAUCGACAUCACCCGCGCAACAAGCACACAAAAACUUCCCGGAUCGUGAGGGAUCAGUCGUUGAAGGUGCUCAGAGCCACCAAACUUAUCGAAGAGUCCAGGACGGGAUAAUCUCAGCGCUUUUGCAGUCCCGGGCCCGCGGCACGUAUCUGCACAAUGCGCACCUGCCACCUGGGUCCUGGAGCACGAUCUGUGAUCCGUCGAAGUCUGCCUCGUGUCUUCAUGAUGGUACAUUGCUGGCAGGCCAGAGCACGUCACACGCACACAGUGACCGAACGCCGUCCUGUGAGCUCUAUGCCGUCGACCAGCUCUCUUUUUGGCCUUCAGAACCUCCACCGAAGCAAAUGCUGCCAGGUCUUCUCCCUCUGUGUCUGCUACUAGCUUUGGGUGAAGUCGGGCGGGCUACAGCGCAGCAAUGCAAACUCGUUCUCCAGCAGGAUUUACAGAUCACGAACCCCAAAACGCAAACACCAGGAAUCUCCACGCAGAUCCCGAGUCCCACCUCGACGCGUCCCGUAUCAACUGCAUCCCCAUCUUCAACUUCGAAUAUCACAACCUUUACACCCUUUAACUAUGGGGCCGAGAAAGUCCGCGGAGUUAAUCUCGGUGGUUGGUUCGUGCUGGAGCCAUGGAUCACCCCAAGUAUCUUUCAGGGCACGAACAACACCAAUGUGAUAGACGAGUAUACGUUUGGUCAGCUGAUGGGUGCAGACUACGCCCAAGAGACUCUCCGCACGCAUUGGGAAACAUGGAUAACGGAAGUCGACUUCCAGAACAUCAGGGCUGCAGGACUAAAUCAUGUCCGUAUACCGCUAGGUUAUUGGUCUGUUCCAAUCACAUCGGCAUAUACCAACUACAGCACCUCUGUGUUACCAUAUACCACGGGUGCUUGGCCCUAUUUUCUACAAGCGCUGGGUUGGGCAAGAAAUAACUCCUUGCACACCAUAGUCGACCUCCAUGGUGCUCCUGGUUCACAGAAUGGCUUCGACAAUUCAGGGCAGAGAGGGUCUCCCGGAUGGGCGAACGGUUCGGACACAGUUGGACGGACGCUGGAUAUCAUCAAGUUCAUUGCGGAUCAAGUUGGGGAUAUGGCGGAUGUCAUAGAAUUGCUGAACGAACCUGCUGGUUGGGUAUCUGAUAUUGGCAGUGCGAUCAGUGGGUAUUGGCAAGAUGGAUACCAGGUCGUUAGACAGGCUGCAGGCAGCGGACCUCAGGUUAUGAUAGAGGACGCGUUCUUGGGGAUACAGACGUGGGAGAAUUUCAUGAAGUAUCCCAAUGCUUCAGGCGUAAUCAUGGACGAGCACCAGUACCAAAUUUUCAACGACGACCAGCUCGCUCUGUCUUUAUCCGAACAUCUGAGCUCAUCGUGCCAAACUCUUAGCCAAUACGCCUCAUUUGCCAAAUCAAACAUGUAUACUGUCAUGGGCGAAUGGUCCAAUGCAGUGACAGAUUGCGCUGAAUGGCUGAAUGGGCGGGGAGUUGGAGCCAGAUGGGAUGGCAGCAUAGCAGAGGGUCAGCAAGUAUACGGCAGCUGCGAUGGAUGGACGGGCAGCAUGUCCACUUUCAGCGACGAAUACAAGGCCUUCCUUCGGCAAUAUUGGGAGUCCCAGGUCCUCAUCGGAGAGAGCGUCCAAGGCUGGGUUUAUUGGACCUGGAAGGCGGAGAAUGCAGAUGAGUGGAGCUAUCAGAAGGGAUUAGAGGGCGGCUGGAUUCCGCAAGACCCCACAGAUCUGAUGUAUCCAAACAUGUGCAGCUCCGCAAACUUCACCGCUGUGUAG
Messenger RNA from Sparassis crispa, 1908 nucleotides. RefSeq names its product Glucan 1,3-beta-glucosidase. The transcript is spliced from 10 exons. Gene Ontology annotation, cellular component: cell surface; extracellular region. Gene Ontology annotation, molecular function: beta-glucosidase activity. NCBI's taxonomy places the organism in Eukaryota, Fungi, Basidiomycota, Agaricomycetes, Polyporales, Sparassidaceae. Bases 1 to 1908 code for a protein of 635 amino acids. Gene Ontology annotation, biological process: glucan catabolic process. The record is from RefSeq and is a predicted model, not a curated record.